CGUCGGUUCCGUGGUUGGUUCAACCAACCAGUUCAACUCUUCUUCUAAGCGUUCCGAAAGAUGGUGGGGGGGGAGGAGAGGGCCAAUAGUGGUUGCGCACCGAACCAGUUCAACGGUUCAACUUGGUUUUGCGCUUUGCAACAGCGGCGAAUGGGCGCAACUCACGCGCAGGUUUGAUGGCGGGAAAUACUCCGCAAGUCAGAAGACACGUCAUGGGUGCAGUGCGUGGUCUUUGUUGUUACCAGUAGAGAUGCUGUUUCAGCUGUGUUUCUACACAUUCGCAUAAGCUGCUGCCUCUGAAUUCGAUUUCUGGCGCGUCUCGGCGCGUGUCAGCAAACCGCGGCAGCUGACAAGCGGUUCGAAGUCUUCCCCGAGCGAUGGCCAACGUCGUCACGCAUAGCCGAAAUCUCUUCACCCGUUACGACGGCGGUCCCAUGUGCUUCUCGCUCAUUCCGUGCGCGGAGCGGAAAGAGAUUCGAGAGAUGAUCGAGUACGGUGGUGGGAUGCUCGUGCAGCCUGGCGUGAACCCGCGAGCCAUCAGACUGGUGCCCGCCGGCGUCACGGUAUCCGUGGAUGACCGCGACCCAGUCUUCUCGACCGAGUUCAUCAGGGAGUGCUCCAAACGCGACCUGCUACUCCCGCUCAGGAACUUCGCAGUCGAAGCGCGGAGUUCCUCUCUGGAGGACGGCGUCGAGGACAUCGACGACGAAGGGGAGGCUGCGCACCGGGUCAGAGGCCUGCGGUCAAUACGGUUGAGGAGAGACUUCUCCCUGGGCGAAGACAUCAGCCUCGCUAAGUUCAUGGCCAAAGAACCCGGGCCUAUAGGAGGCAACGAAGUCUACAAGCGCCUGGAAAGGUCCGGCCUUGCCGGUAAGCACAGCUGGCAGGCCCUCAAGGAGCGCUACCGGAAGAAAAUCUACCCGAUGAGGCACCUGUUCGAGUCUCCAGCGAUCACGAAACCGCAGAGGCUUCGUGGUACGCUCGCUCACCCGCACGACAAAAAUCGGGCAUGCCCGCCCCCGGAGUCGUGGAACGUCCCGGGCACUUCUGGCUCAGCGGUGCCAACGCCUCGCGCAGCCGCCGACGCGAAUGAACAGAACUCGCCCGCCACUUCGACUUGCAGUUCGCACGUUGUGCCAGAAACUGAUUAUGAUGCGCUUUGCGACGAGUCUCCGCGCCUGCGAAACAGCUCCAACGAAUUGGGCACCACACAGCCUUUCGUCCCAUCAUUGUCUGGCAGCGUCGAUGACGUCUUGCGCGGCAAGCCUCCAGAGUCUCAAGAGGCUGUUCAUGAUCACAGCACAGAGACCUUUGUCCCCAGACUGUCUUUGGAAGGAAGCAUUUCAACCAAGUUACCCGACACUCCUGGCUUUGAUCUCUACGGUGACUCGGAGCCUUUUGAUGUCACCAGUUUAGAAGGACAAGCUGCAUCGCCGAGCGACUCGCUAGAAGUCCCGGAGGAGACGUCUUCCGGAACCGUCGUAAACGAGACGCCAACCGACGGCUCCUCCGAACAUUCCAGCAUGUUUGCACCUUUGGCAACGGCCCCAAGGGUCUCUUCGAGUCAAGCUCUGCAUUUGCAUAGAGAAGGUGGUGGGCCCUCGCUUUCGGAGCUUUGCUGCAGCCCGGGCGACCUCGAACUCCUGCGGGGGAAACUUUCGGAGCUUGCAUCCCACGACAUGCCAGAAAGCCAAGGGAACCCACACUUGGCGUCAUUUCCAGACUUUCCUUCCGGCACCCAAGGCCGUCGACCGACCCCGGAGCCGGACCCAAAGUUGCUGGACGCUCAGGUCUUUGCGGGAGAAGAUUCCAGCAGCGUCCUGCCAAGGGCAUUACAAUGUGGAAGCGAGCGCCCUAGGACCGCCGUCGUCUUAGGGCAGAGAAGGCCUCUGGGCUUUCCUGAGGAUGGCGCCGAACAAGAGCCGAGCGUAAGGAAAACAAGUAUGGCCUGUUCUCGGGCGGCCCUAGCACCAAGUAGUCAGAUUCCGAGUUCCAGCGGCCAAGCAUGGUCGCAGCCUACCCCUGACCGGACGUACCAGUCGAGCGGCGAGUAUGAGACCGCGUCCAGCAAAAGUGCGUCACCAUCUCGCGCCGCAAUUGAGUCGCUGUUGGACUUGUUGACCGGGGAGAACUCUCCUCCUUCGAGCCUCAGGCAGAAAGUGAAAGUCGUCAGCCCCAUCGCGUCAUCGAGACUGCAACAGUUCUCCCUGCAUCCCCUGCACGCUACAACCGGCAAGAAAGACUGGAGCCCUUCGUUACUGAACGAUAAGGACCGCGAGAUGGAAGUGGAUCCGCUACCACCAACCGCGGGGUCAUCGUCGGACAUGUCCCUCACCCUCGGGUCAGAGGCCAAUGAUAUCUGGGACCGGUCCCGCGAUGUGGGACGGCGUGAAAGCCCUCGUCGGGCGGUCCGCCGGAGCGUCUCGCCUCCGGGGGCCGUGCUCGAGCGGGAGGGUUCCCCAGUGGAGUGCGAACAGCCUGGUCCCAGUGGAGCGUCGGUUCCAGACGGUGCUGCAGUGUCUUCCGGCGAAGACGACGACUUGGACAGCUGCGACAGUGUCAUUGUCCGAAAGGGAAAGACUGGCAAGGUGAGUUCCGUCAGUUUUUUUCCUUGCCCGCUUUUACGGUGGUAGCCGUAUAUGGCCCGCAAUACCAGCCGGUAGGCGCUGUGCAACCGUUGUGGCUGAGAGGCUCGAUUCGGCGGGGAAAUAUAAGGGGUGGAUGGUGGCCACGUGACGAAAAAGACAUGGUAUGUGGCACCAGGACCUCGCUCAACAUCGUGACGUCUUGUGACACCUUAACGUCUUGCGUGACAUUGUCGCCGCACGUGAUACCACCAUACGAGGUGGCGCUGUUGUCGCAUGAUGUCUUGGCGUCACGUCGUCCCGUGGCACUUCCCACUAAAUUUAUCGGAGGAUGCUUCCCAUUAAAUUUAGCGGGGCGCAUCCCUAACUGGAAACACUUCCCCAGAUCAGACAAUCCAAAUGUACACUGGGAGUAUUCACGGGUUUUGCCGUAUUGCCAACUGCACCUUCUUGACCUUGCACUAAAGGGGUAUGAUGGUUGUAGCGUUCUACUAAAGAAACAAAACAGUUGGCUCGUGUCUCCCCUGCAUGCUUGAUUUUCGUUUUUUUUUUGUCUCAGUUUGAACGGUAUGGCAAUCUGCUUUGAAAAUUAGGUAAACGUGCAGGGACUACCUUAAGCAUGGAGUCACUGGCAGGGUGUGCAAAAACCGCAUUGACUGGCUCACACCCUCGGACCGCAUGACACCCUCUCACACCCUCGGACCGCAUGACGGACCCUCUUCAAGAGUCCAUCGAGCAACAUUGACGGUUGUCGUUUCGAAGCGCGCGAUUGAAUCCGAGUUUGCGCCGAACGCCGAUGCAGCCCCUCGUGUCCAAUGCUCACUUGGAGCACGUGCCCACACGACGGCGGACUCGCAUAAUUGGCACAGUAGUCGCUAGACGGCGCACACUUUUGAAAAAGCGUCUAUUCGAGUUUGCGAAGUAUGUCGCAUUGUACCUCGUCACAAAAAUGUAUGUGAGCUUUGUUUCUUUUAUUCUCGCUUUUAAUAUUUGAAGUAGAUUCUGUAUUUGUCACUGGGUGUCCGGAUAAUCCACAGCGGCGCAAAAGCAACAUCUUUGGUCGUGAACUCGACGGAAAGGCCAAUGUAGCCGAAUCACUCGCCACAGUCGGGGAAACUACAGUCGGCCGUUUUCUCGUUUCCACGCGCAGUUCGGCCUCCGAGCAAAUCUUUGACCGAAGUAAAAAAAGAAUAUAUAGGUUGUGCCGCAAGUCAUUGUUUACACACUUGUGUUUGCUUACCACAGAAUUCUUGUGAUCUUAGCUUACCUCAUUGAUCACGCCAGCAAGAGAAUGUGCCAUCUACGAGGCGACCGUGAAACGGCAUUUCACUAGAGCAAAGGUUUUGGAGUAUUUGUGAUAUCAAGUGUAUGUUCAUCCCUUGUAGCAUUAAUACCAAAAUCUAUCACAUGCUAGCCCACAUUGUCAUUCCUAGAUUAUUUUUUGUGAUUGAGUCUUACAAGGGGCACUGUGCUCCUAAUACUUUAUUUUCUAAAUGGAUGAAAAAGAUUACGCAAUACAUACCUCACUCGUUGCUUUUCUAAUUUAAAGCAAGUUCGUCGGCAUUUAGCUCUUUAUCGUAUGCAGAGGGGAUUGUGUUCUUCGCCGUUUUUUUUUUUCUCGGCUUGUUUCGAUGUUAGUGACGGCAUAGAAUUUACCAUUCUUUGCAAAGUCCAGAAUUUCGGAAACGACGCAUGCGGUCUUUCCCAGUUAAGGAUUACGGACGGUACGGUGUUAUCAGCGAACGCCGUGUCGUUUCUUUCCAGUCGUGGAGAGCGGUUAUAGACGUGAGCAGCAGCAGUGACGACGACGAGGGUGCAGCUUCCAGACAGCAGCAACCGUUGGACAAAGAAGUGCUUAAGCAGCACCAAAGAAACCUCCAGUUGAUGUUGGAUGCCAAAAAGAAGACGGAGCAGAAGUGGCGCAAGCAGCGCCCCCACAGGAGGUGUCCUCCGAACUGCUCGUGUCCGCAAAGUGCCCACCAUGCCGAGCUGCUGCGACUGCUCACUCGCACGCACGCCAUACUCGCGUUUCACGAUUCCCUCGAUGCCGACCCAGAAGCGUGUGCGUCCGCUCUCUUGUCGGAACUGAUCGAGCGACGGCGUACCAACGUUCCUGCUCCGAUUUCCGCCCGUUUGGAAAGGGCGCCAACGAGUUCUCGGCGGUCCAAGAAAUAGAGAACUUUUGCGUUGACAACCGAAACAAGAAAAACGAACAAAUCUUGAAGUUUGUCGAUCGAAUUGUGUUCUCCUUGCAUGCCUGGCACGCCGUUUGUCUUUUGUCGGUGAAAUGAACAAGCGUCUGCUUCGUUGUAGCUUUUUUGUUUAUUAAUGCUUUAUUUAUUUACCCGUAUGAAUUUGGUAAUAAACGUUUGUUUGCUUCUUUUGC
Messenger RNA from Ixodes scapularis (black-legged tick), 4971 nucleotides. RefSeq lists its product as uncharacterized. The record is from RefSeq and is a predicted model, not a curated record. Gene Ontology annotation, cellular component: shelterin complex. Gene Ontology annotation, biological process: regulation of DNA-templated transcription; telomere maintenance via telomere lengthening. Bases 378 to 2633 code for a protein of 751 amino acids. Gene Ontology annotation, molecular function: telomeric repeat DNA binding. The transcript has a single exon. Lineage: Eukaryota; Metazoa; Arthropoda; Arachnida; Ixodida; Ixodidae.